UUGUAGGCGCUCUAAACAGACUUAUUUGUUUCGCGGUGCUUCUAGUGGGUUAAGGUUAGUGCUUUGGACCAGUUCGCUGCAGAGGUGAACGCCGGAGGGGAGCGCGGAGGUUGGGGGCGUGCGUACUGUCACCUCGGAGGCCACCAACGCCAUCCACCCGUCCGCCCGCCCUCGCCUCGCCUCGCCGCGCGUCUCCUCUCCCUUCUCGCCAGCUUUCUGUCAAAAUAACCCCCACCGCACCCCGCCGCUUGUCCUCCCGUGCAUUUAUUCACAGUUUACAAACUGAAGAUGGUUACUUGAUCACCGAUUUCCGUAAAUUCGGUGCUACCGCUGCUUCUAAUAUCCGGGGGCGCCUCAGUUCGUCCGACCCUUCUAUUUUAGUUGGCAGGAAUGUGGAAGAAGUUGGAAAACAUUUUAGAUCGGUGAUAUUAAUUAAAAUAUUCGAUAUGUUCUUGGUCAACAUCUAACAAGAUGAACACAGAGCAUCAUGCUGUGGUUCCAACCACAUCAGCGCCCACCUCAGAGGAUGGCACCGCACGGCAGUCUGGAGGUCCAACAGACCUGCGCAUGGGUCCCAUUGCUAAGUACUGGGUGCUUACAAACCUAUUCCCUGGACAAAUCCCACAGUUACCUGGUGGUGUCCCUGCGAUUUCGACAGCUUCUGGGGGAGUACCGACACUAAGCCAACCUCAACAGUUGAGCUUAGGUGCUACGACACUACCUCAGCAGCAGUCCCAGUCGCAUCAAGCUCCCACUCAACUGACAAUACCUGUUCCCCUUGACGCAAGCAAAGACAAGCGGGGAACUGGAGCGAGAGGGUUGCCAAGCCACGCUGCGCAUCAACUUUUGGUGCGUAACGCUAUGGCCACAACUGACACAACAACAAGCAUGCAUCCAGUUCAACAAGCUGUAGCUCAGCAACAAGCCGCUCAACAAGCUGCUGCUCAAGCUGUUCAGGCUGCUCAGGCUGCUCAAGUUGUUCAGUCCACUUCAGACGUAAGGGUUGGCACACAAAUGGAUCAACCUCCGCAUUCCGUGCACCCAGCUGCACAUCCCGCAGCUCAUGUCACAGUGCAUGCUGCCCAUGCUGCACAUGGGUCGGGCCAUCCCACAGCCCACCCUGUUGCAGUAGUUCAUGUUGCAGCUGGUGCUCAGGCAGUGAGUGCUGCAGACAUUAAACAUGAAGCCAGUAAGGCUGGUGCUAGUGGUCAUAAGGACCAAAGAUUAAUUAUGUCGGGCUUCCCUAUGCAAGAAAUAAAAGGACACAUGAUGGACCUUAGAACUGUAGAUGGAAGCAUUCUCAAAAUAACUACCCCCAAUGGAGAGCAAGAACUUGCUAAAACAUUGGGUGUAGAAAUGGUUCAAAAUAUGUAUAAAGUCAAUGUUGAAGAUAUUAAUCAGCUCUUAGCCUAUCAUGAAGUGUUUGGUAAACUUCAAAAUGAAAUGGUAACAGCUGGGCAACCUACCAAUUCUACCACUGUCACUACUACUACCUCACAACCACAACCACCUGCAGCAGCUGCUAUAACUGCAGCACGGCACGCCGAGCCAGCUGUAUUGCAAAAUGGUGUAAUGGUCAAAACAUUAAAUGAAGCUGGGGAAGGUGUAUCUGGGUCAACCUCCCCUUCAGCACUUGCCUCAGCUGUCACUCAUGCUUGUGAUGUUUGUGGCAAAAUGUUUCCUUUCCGCUAUCAACUAAUUGUCCAUCGCCGUUACCAUACAGAACGUAAACCAUUCACUUGCCAGGUAUGUGGCAAGGCAUUCUCAUGUGCUGCAGAGCUGACCAGGCAUGGAAAAUGUCAUCUAGGAGGAAGCAUGUAUACAUGUUCCGUGUGUUUCCAUGUGUUUGCUAAUGCACCAUCAUUAGAACGGCACAUGAAGAGACAUUCUACAGAAAAACCUUAUGCGUGCCCUGUGUGUGGCAAGUCAUUUGCCCGGAAGGAGCAUCUAGACAAUCACACCAGAUGUCACACAGGAGAGACUCCAUAUCGCUGUCAAUACUGUGCAAAAUCAUUUACUAGAAAAGAACAUAUGGUUAACCAUGUGCGCAAGCACACUGGGGAAACUCCACACCGCUGUGAUAUUUGCAAGAAAUCUUUCACAAGGAAGGAGCACUUCAUGAACCAUGUCAUGUGGCACACUGGUGAAACUCCUCAUUCAUGUCAGGUCUGUGGUAAGAAGUUCAUUCGGAAAGAGCACCUGAAUAAUCACAUGAUCUCGCAUACGCAUGAGACGCCCUUUCGUUGUGAAAUCUGCAACAAACAGUUCUCUCGGAAGGAACACUUCACGAAUCACAUCAUGUGGCAUUCUGGUGAGACGCCGCAUCAAUGUGAUCUCUGUGGGAAAAAGUUCACCCGUAAGGAACAUCUUUUGAACCACGUCCGGCAGCACACAGGUGAGAUGCCGCACCAAUGCCAACUCUGUUCCAAGAGGUUCUCUCGAAAGGAGCACCUAAUUAUCCACACCCGCCUGCACACAGGUGAAACGCCGCACCAUUGUGAAUACUGCCCCAAGAAAUUCUCCCGUAAGGAACACCUAUUGAUUCACACCCGUCUACACACAGGUGAAACACCGCACCAUUGCGAAUACUGCCCCAAGAAAUUUGCUCGUAAGGAGCAUCUUAUAAUCCAUACCAGACAUCACACAGGUGAAACUCCACACCAUUGCGAAUACUGCCCCAAGAAAUUCGCUCGUAAGGAACACCUUGUGAUCCACACACGGAUGCACACAGGUGAAAUGCCGUACCACUGUGAAUACUGUCCCAAGAAAUUUGCUCGUAAGGAGCAUCAAAUUAUCCACACGCGUCUUCACACAGGUGAAAUGCCGCACCAGUGUGAAUACUGUCCCAAGAAAUUCUCUCGUAAGGAACACCUUGUUAUUCACACCCGUCUGCACACAGGUGAGAUGCCUCAUCAGUGCGAAUAUUGCCCCAAGAAAUUUUCUCGUAAGGAACACCUCAUUAUCCACACGCGUCAACACACAGGUGAAACGCCGCAUCAGUGUGAGUACUGUCCCAAGAAAUUCUCUCGUAAGGACCAUCUUACUAUCCACACCCGACUUCAUACAGGUGAAACCCCCCAUCGGUGUGAAUUCUGCUCAAAAGCCUUCACACGUAAAGAACACCUGUUGAACCACGUUCGUCAGCACACUGGCGAGUCACCACAUCGCUGUGGAUAUUGCUCCAAAUCUUUCACUCGGAAAGAACACCUGAUCAACCAUGUGCGUCAACACACAGGUGAAACUCCAUUCCGGUGCCAGUACUGCCCCAAGGCCUUCACACGGAAGGAUCAUCUGGUCAACCACGUCCGCCAGCACACCGGAGAGACGCCGCACAAGUGCCAGGAGCCUGGGUGCAGCAAGUCGUUCUCCCGGAAGGAGCACCUGGUGAUUCACAUCCGGUCGCACACGGGAGAGACGCCGUACCGCUGUCAAUACUGCCCCAAGGCGUUUGCGCGCAAGGACCAUCUGACGAACCACAUUCGUCAGCAUACGGGCGAGACUCCUCACAAGUGCCAGGAGCACCCGUGCAGCUACUGCCCGAAAGUAUUCUCGAGAAAAGAGCACCUGGUGAUUCACGUGAGGAAGCAUACGGGUGAGACCCCGUACCGCUGUCAGUACUGUCCCAAGGCGUUUGCCAGGAAAGACCAUCUUGUCAUUCAUGUGCGCCAGCACACUGGGGAAACUCCACACAAGUGCAAGUAUUGCACUAAGGCAUUUACAAGAAAAGAACACCUAAAUAAUCAUGUCCGACAACACACUGGUGAGUCUCCGCACCGCUGUCAGUUUUGCUCCAAGUCGUUCACUCGCAAGGAGCACCUGACUAACCACGUGCGGAUCCACACAGGCGAAUCUCCCCAUCGAUGUGAGUUCUGCGCCAAGACCUUCACAAGAAAGGAGCAUUUGACGAACCAUCUACGGCAGCAUACAGGAGAGACUCCUCAUUGCUGCCACGUCUGCUCCAAACCCUUCACUCGUAAAGAGCAUCUCAUCAAUCAUAUGCGUUGCCACACAGGGGAGCGGCCUUUCGUCUGUGGAGAAUGUGGGAAGUCGUUCCCUCUCAAGGGAAAUCUUCUUUUCCAUCAACGUUCACACAACAAAGGAACAACGGCUGACAGACCCUUCCGGCCGCCUGGAUUCCCACCACCGGAGCCCUUGUGGCGGGCACCAGGGUUAGUAGCUGGGGUUCGUCCAGAUGGUGUAGAGGGUGAACAGUCUGAGCAAUCUCAGCAACCAGGACAAUCUCAGGCCCAUCCAGCACAAUCUCAGUCUCAAGCACAGACUCAAGCACAACCACAGCCACAGGCUCUGUCACAACCACAGCCUGCGCAAUCCCAAGCCCCAACUGCCCAUGAUUAGUAAAUUUUAAAAAUGACACGAUGGUUGAUAUCCCAUCAGUCCUUGAACAUUACCUCCUGUUGACUUUUUAAAAGUAAUUUGUAAAUACGUACACUGAUAUUUGGCCAGGAUUUUUGAACCUAUGGGGGCCUCUUAUAUUAAAAUUUUGCAUAAGGAAUUUAUGCAGUUAGUUAUGGAUGGAAUAGGUAGCUUGGUAGUGGCCAGGCACCAUCAGCCCGGCGUGUGAUCUCAUGAUGAAAUCCUCCCCCUGCUGGACAUGCUUGCCAUACCUUUUAUGUAUAUUUUUGUACAGUAUGUACAGAAUUUCACAGUUAUUUGUUUCCUUCAAAAAGAUUUAUUGUGCAAUUUAUAGUUUGUUUUGAGUUACAAUCAUAUUUUACGAACCUUUUAAUAUAGGAACAUGUUAAGAGCAAUGUUAUUAUUGGUCCUCAUUAAAUUUGUGUAAGGUUUGGUUUAGUUUUGUGGCUCUGUCAGUCAUCUGUCCAGCAUGUCGUUAGGCUUCUAGUCAAAGCACUCCUAACCAAACAUCACACGACAUGGGCCUGUGGAUGUGUGGCUGUCUGAUGCCUACAUAUGCUGGGGGAUGGGAUCCAUCACUUAUUUAGCAUAAAUGCCUUGUUUCUCAUUGGAAUGUAUGGUGAAUAAAAAUGUGUGUGUGUGCUGAAGGCAUGUUGACUGUUGUGUGAGAGAUUCAAGUUGGUGUCACGCUCUCUUCCAGUUUGUGUAUAUAUUCUAAAUGUGGUUGUAUUUAAUAUUUAUCUAAGUAUUGCAAAGUAUUUACUGCAAUUUGUGUGAGAUCAAGCAUUCACUCAACAGUGGAGUGUACUGAACUGUUGCAUCGAACCUGUGACACAUUUACAUUUUUACACUUCUAUUAAAUGAAUUAAAGCUGUUUUGAAUCUCCUUGCCGAGAUCUAGGAGGAACUAGGCAAAAUGUAACAUAGACUAGGCUAGGUUAAGUUGAAUUGCAGACAUGAAACACAUUGGAAGCAAGCAAAUCAGUGAGGCAGGUCCUCAAACUGAGCAUUUAGAACAAACUGUAAUUUCAUUCUAUCUACUCACUGUCUUAUGUAGAGAAGGAUGGGCACCUUACAUGUACCUUAGAUUGCAGAUGAACAUGUACUUUGACUUACAUUUACUGUCGAUUGAAUUUCGUUUUUGUUUUUUAAAAACAAUGAAUACUUUUUAUACUGUCACUGUUAUGAUCUGUUCUUGCUUUCGGUCAUUAACUUCCCGCCAUGUCAUUUCAAAAAUGUCCAAAUGUCUUGUUUUGUUUGUUUUUGUUUUACUUUACAUAGGAGUUGUGUGUAUUGUCUCAAGUGUCAACCCCAUCAAUGUUAAUAGAACCAUGCUUGUAAACUUCAUUCACAUAAGUAAAUAAAUAAACCAUUCAAUCAAUGAAAUCAAUACAACCUUAUCUUGGAAUCGUACUGCUUUUAUUCUAUUUUACCAUAUUUUAUUACUUUGUACAAUUCAUUGUUUUAUGACAUUGUUUCAGUGCCUGUUUGGUUUGUAGAAAAUUGUCAGAUGUUCUUAAGGCUGGAUGAACAGACUGUAAAGGAGGGUAUGCCUUCCAUAUAAUUAUGUUGAUUGUUAUGUUCAAUUACUCGUACCAUAAUUACAUUUCAUUUUGAUUGCCUUGUGUUACCAUUGAUCAUAUUGUUUAUCAUUCAUCUCUCCUAUGUUUGUUUUUUUUGUAAUUUGAUGGAUGAAAUUAUUGUUUUUUGUGUGUCUGUGAGAAUGAAUGCAAGUGUGUACAUAGAUCAAGUGCCAUGUAAAUAUGAGUCGGGGCAAAAAUAAUUGUACAAUUCAGUGUAAGCUCAGACUCUCCCGUUCCGUUUUAAUCAUUAUUGAUAUUGUUUAUAAAUAUAAUAGCCUAAAAUGCUGUAGUUAAAUAAGGUGGUGGUCUAGCUGAUUUGUACUUCCUCUGUCAUCUUGUCUUGCUGAGUAGGGGAGAAACUAAUUUUUUUGUAUUCUUCAUCAUUAGGUACUGUAGAGUAGACUAUUCAUCCCUUUUAUGUCAUGUAUGUGAAAAAUGGAGAUCACGUAAAGAAGAUGUUUGUGCCUCAGAUAUUGACUGAUUAUAUACAUAUUUGUGCGUGUGGAUACAGCAGUAUCCAUGUGUAUAUGUAUUUAAAUUUAUACAUAUGCAUACUUGUAUGUGCACUGAUAACUUAAUUUUACAGUCAUUGACACAUUUUGCAUGAAUCUCUGCAAUUUUUUCACAAACUACGAUAAGGAGAAGUGAUGAUACAAAGGAUUGUAAACAUAUGUUUUGAAAAGAAAUAUUGACUUAAAUUAAAACCACUAAAACUGAAAUGAA
Messenger RNA from Frankliniella occidentalis (western flower thrips), 6679 nucleotides. Its product is annotated as zinc finger protein 84. Gene Ontology annotation, biological process: regulation of transcription by RNA polymerase II. Gene Ontology annotation, cellular component: nucleus. Bases 472 to 4356 code for a protein of 1294 amino acids. The record is from RefSeq and is a predicted model, not a curated record. Gene Ontology annotation, molecular function: RNA polymerase II cis-regulatory region sequence-specific DNA binding; DNA-binding transcription activator activity, RNA polymerase II-specific. Lineage: Eukaryota; Metazoa; Arthropoda; Insecta; Thysanoptera; Thripidae. The transcript is spliced from 25 exons.